This is a messenger RNA of Marchantia polymorpha subsp. ruderalis, 1911 nucleotides long. NCBI's taxonomy places the organism in Eukaryota, Viridiplantae, Streptophyta, Marchantiopsida, Marchantiales, Marchantiaceae. The record is from the annotation of a GenBank genome assembly.
CGGACGAGAGGAAUACAAAAAGAUAAAUAAACUCCAAUUUUGCACAAUUGUGCACCACCGUGAGGAGAUGACAGAAGUAAAGAAGGUGAAAGCGGUGAAUUGCAGAUAGAUGUACGGAACCAGGAGAAAUUUAGACAUGGGAAGAGGGAUGAGAAGACGGUGAAGGGGCCGUGGAAUGCACAUGAGACGCGAAUAACAAUGGAGACCGGGACAGUGCAGGCGUGACAUCAGCGGAAAAUUGCAAUCAUUCGGUGCAAGUCUGGAUUGAGAAAAUUGGGGAUCAAGGAGGGCGCCGUGUGUUCGGAAGCUAAUAAGCAAGGUUGGGUCGGGACUCGGGCUCGAGAAGGCUUAGGUUGAGACCACGUGAUGGCCUUGAUCCGAUGCACGUAAGGUGCUCAAAUUUGUGGAACGGCCUCAUCAAAGUUCGACCAAGUCGACGACUCGACAUGUUUUCAGGCAUGAGUGCAACUUUCAUGCACCGUGGGUAGCCUUGUGUUGUCCUUCUGGUGUAUUUGAAUUGCCGGAAUAGAGAAAUACCGCAGAGUUUUAUUGCCCCUGCCACGGUCCAUAGAAUUAGUUUAGUAAUUUCCCCGGGGCCAUCCGAUGCCGAGCUGACUGGUUACGGGCAUCGGUAUCAUGUGCAUCAAGUUCGUUUAUCAUCCCCGCUAAUUCAGAAUCUUCUCGUGCGCUGGGCAUUCGCCCAGAUGUUGUCCACGAAGAUUCUCUUAAGCCGAUUCCGUGGUUUCUUGAAUUCCAACAUUGUACCUCUGAUCAUGAUUGGCAAGAUUCGCCCUCGAUCAUUUACUGGAUCGAUCAUCGAUGUGGGAAUGAGACUCGAGCCUUGCUUGCCUCGGGCUAGUACUUACCCUUUCGAACGCUUGGAGUGAGCUAUCCCAGCGAUUUUGUUGACCAAUCCUGAGUGCAACCAUGUGAUGCCUGCAGAUAGAGGUGAUUUUUUAAGUCCCUAGUGUCCGUUGCUCAAUCUUGUGACUUCACGACCGAAACCACACCACUUUCGUUGAUAUACCUUCAUCGGAGCUCUGGCCUACCUGCCAGCCUGUCAGCCCGCCCGUCCGAGGAUUACUUACCCUGAUGAAGCUUCUUCGUAGCGCACAUAAUUUGUCAGAAGCUUCUUCGUAGCGCGCAUAAUUUGUCAGAAGAUCUCAUUCUGCAUUUCCGAUGGCCAUGGGAGCCUUCACGUAACUCUGAUGGAUAGUAAGUGAGCGCAGAACAGUGAAGGGCUCAUCGUCAUGGAGGCAUUACAAUGCCUUCACAGAUGUUGGACUUGAUGACCGCGAGUCGUUGAAACCAGUCUCGUGGUCUAGGAGCUGGGGUAGGUUAAGGUUCAACCUUUCAUCAGAAAGUCUUUCCAAUUUUAGCUCAGGGUUCUGCUGUAAAUCCUGUACUUCAUUUUUCAGGUUGCAGAUUCGAAUCGAGGCCUUGAGUCAUUUCACGCCCGGAGUUGAUGACCCGAGUCGUCGAGACUAAACCCAAGAGGAACUCGAGUGAGAUCCGUUAAGGGUGCUGCAAGGAGCGAGUGUAGAUGGCUGGGGUCGGUGACCCUCGGUUUUGAUUGCUGUUGAACCAUCAUUAUAUUUAAAAUCAUUUUGUCUCACGACACAUCUCAGGACGGUUUCUUCGGAAGUCAAACAUGGAAAGGGUUAGACGCGACGUCGAAAUAUACGUGGCAUAAGUUAAAAUGUGUGGAAUUGGGUCCGAGUCGUUUCCCAAGCCUCCUACAGAAGAAAUGUUCAAAAGAUAAUGGAUAAAGUUCAGGAGAUGGGAGAAUCCUCUUGCCCCAACAGCAGGACAAUCAGUUUAGGAUCAAAAGUAAAAAUGUCUAAUCUAGUGUCGUCUCAGCACUUGAUGAGGUGCACUAGUUUACAUCGCCUGGAGUUAUGCAUAAUGUUA